UUUGGUUGCUAGAACGUUUCUAAAUUUGAACACUGCAUGUUCGUUUGCCUGUUUGUAUUUUUAAAAGCUGUCACUUUUAUUAGUUUGUAGCAAAAUUAAUAGGGUUUUCUCUUCGCGUUUACUUUCGGUAAAUGGUAUACAAAUACGGUUCAAAAUAAUCUAAUAUCUUCAGUCCUUCUAAUAGAUAUGUCCACUCCGAAUUUCCUUUUGAGUAAUGGCAAAAAUAUGCCAAUGGUCGGCUUGGGCACAUGGCGUAGCCCUCCUGAGGUUAUCACACAAGCGGUGAAGGAUGCUAUUGAUAUUGGUUAUCGCCACUUUGACUGCGCCCACAUCUACGGAAAUGAGGCACAAAUUGGCGCAGCAAUUGCCGAAAAGCUCAAAGAGGGAGUCGUAACACGUGACCAGCUUUUCAUUACAAGUAAACUUUGGAAUACCCAUCACAGGCCAGAUUUGGUGCGGACUGCUUGUGAAACAAGUAUACGUAACCUUGGCGUUGAUUAUCUUGAUCUAUAUCUCAUGCAUUGGCCAAUGGCAUAUAAAUCCGGCGACGUUCUUUAUCCCACUUGCCCGGAUACGGGCAAGGCAGUAUUUGAGGAUAUUGACUUCGUGGACACGUGGAAGGCCAUGGAGAACCUGGUCGAUGCCGGCCUAUGCCAUGCCAUUGGAGUCUCUAAUUUUAAUGAGCAACAGAUUAAUCGACUAUUGAGCGUAGCCAAAUUGAAGCCAGUGGUGCUACAGAUCGAAUGUCAUCCGUAUCUACGUCAGAAGUCUUUGAUAACACUUUGCUACGAUAAUGCUAUUGCUGUCACUGCCUACAGUUCACUGGGAUCGGCACACACACCCUACGAGAAGCCGGGUGCCUAUCCCUUGCUAAAGCAUCCUGUGAUCCUGGAGAUCGCGGAAAAGUAUGACCGUACACCAGCGCAGGUGCUGCUGCGCUAUCAGACUCAAUCGGGCAUUAUUGUUAUACCACGCUCUAUUAGCAAACAUCACAUGUACGAGAACUUUAAGAAGAUAUGGGACUUUGGUUUGGAUAACGAUGAUUUACAAGCAAUUGACGAUCUCGAUUGCAAUGGUCGCUUCAUGACCAUGAAAGCUGCAUAUGGACAUCCUCAUCACCCGUUCGAACUGGAUUCCGCAAAGCAAAUGGAAAACCACAACAGAAAUGUAUAAUUCGGAUGCAACAAAUCAUACGUGUACCUGGCGUCCUAUGUCUGAUUGAUAUAUUCGGCCAAAGGCAAUAAAUUAGACUAUUAAGUUUUUUGUGAAACAAUGACAUUUUUUAAACAAAUAUAUUCCAGAUCUCUUUUGGUUUUCUAAA
Drosophila mojavensis is the source of this 1321-nucleotide messenger RNA. Its product is annotated as aldo-keto reductase family 1 member B1. Gene Ontology annotation, molecular function: aldose reductase (NADPH) activity. The transcript has 3 exons. Gene Ontology annotation, cellular component: cytosol. NCBI's taxonomy places the organism in Eukaryota, Metazoa, Arthropoda, Insecta, Diptera, Drosophilidae. The coding region runs from base 187 to 1173 and encodes 328 amino acids. The record is from RefSeq and is a predicted model, not a curated record.